Molecule: messenger RNA, 5863 nt
Organism: Coregonus sp. 'balchen'
Lineage: Eukaryota; Metazoa; Chordata; Actinopteri; Salmoniformes; Salmonidae
Source: the annotation of a GenBank genome assembly
AUGGUAAGUGCCAGUGGCAUGACAUCAGAUGACAGUGGAUAUGCUCCAGAGACUGACAGACACGUACGUCAGCAACCUAAACCUCCUUUUAAGGUGUCCCUGAGCUCUGUCUUACAACCUGAGCAAGUGUCUCUCUGUAAACAAUUUACACUCCAGUGGGGAAUGACAAAACACUGUUGAGGCAGACAGAACAAGGCCUUGUGGAUUCACUGGAAUGUCAACCUUCCACAUGAUUGUUUUUAUCCAGGGGUGAAAGUAUAUUUAAUUUAUUCCCGGUACAGGGACCUCUAUAUGGGUCUAAUUAUAGAAUUACAUAUAGAAUUCCUAUUAAUUUAAUAGGAUCUCUACGUGCCUAAUAGUAAAGAUUUGUCCUUUAACUUUUUUAAUGUAUUUUUCCUUCUACCUUUUAAUGUGGCAUACACACGACCUGUCGUGUUUUCAUCUGAUUGUCAAUCAAUUACUUCAAAAGGCUAAUGUAGACUACCUGCGCAAGUUACUCAGGGACGUCUGAACAACAGGGGGUGCGCGGGAAUAGUUUUAAAGCCUCAUUUAGAUAUUUUUCUGCUUAUAAUUUCCAACAUUUGUUAGUCAACUUGUCCAUAAUUAGAUCCUUGCAGCUUCUCUUCUGUCAUUACUUGAUGCUCAUCUAGAAUACUAAAUAAAGCCUUGCUAAUAAUGUCAUAAAUCAAUAGAAUGAUCAAUGCAUCAUCAACAAUCUAUACUGAACAAAAAUAUAAACGCAACAUGUAAAGUGUUGGUCCCAUUUUCCAUGAGCUGAAAUAAAAGAUCCCAGAAAUUUUCCAUACGCACAAAAAGCAUAUAUCAUCCCUGUUAGUGAGCAUUUCUCCUUUGCCAAGAUAAUCCAUCCACAUGACAGGUGUGGCAUAUCAAGAAGCUGAUUAAACAGCAUGAUCAUUACACAGGUGCACCUUGUGCUGGGGACAAUAAAAGGGCACUCUAAAAUGUGCAGUUGUGUCACACAACACAAUGUCACAGAUGUCUCUAGUUUUGAGGGAGCGUGCAAUUGGCAUGCUGACUGCAGGAAUGGCCAACAGAGCUGUUGCCAGAUAAUUGAAUGUUAAUUUCUCGACCAUAAGCCGCCUACAACGUCAUUUUAGAGAAUUUGGCAGUACGUCCAACUGGCCUCACAACCGCAGACCACGUGUAACCACGCCAGCCCAAGACCUCCACAUCCGGCUUGGAGGGAGGGAGGGGGAUACUGAGGAGAAUUUCUGUCUGUAAUAAAGCCCUUUUGUGUGGAAAAACUCAUUCUGACUGGCUGGGCCUGGCUCCCCAGUGGGCCUAUGCCCUCCCAGGCCCACCCAUGGUUGCGUCCCUGCCUAGUAAUGUGAAAUCCAUAGAUUAGGGUAUUUUGGUAUUUUAUUAGGAUCCCGUUAGCUAUUGCAAAAGCAGCAGCUACUCUUCCUGGGGUCCACACAAAACAUGAAAACAUGACAUAAUACAGAACAUUAAUAGACAAGAACAGCUCAAGGACAGAACUACAUUAAAACAAUGUAAAGGCACACAUAUCAAUACAUACACACAAACUAUCUAGGCGUAAUUAAUUUAUUUCAAUUGACUGAUUUCCUUCUAUAAACUGUAACUCAGUAAAAUCAUUGAAAUUGUUGCAUGUUGCGUUUAUAUUUUUGUUCAGUAUAGUUGACAUAGGUAAAGUUUCUCUUUCAUUUCUGCUUCUCUCACGGAGCGAGCACAUUUAGGGACCAGGAGGUUUCCAAAUGACAUCAGUUUGACCGGUUUAAAGGAAAUGAAAAGCUGUGAAAACGAUCCAACAUGUUUCUGAUAGUAUUUCAGUUAGUCUUGGAUGCAUAUUUUAUGUGGUUGAAAAUUAAAUAUUGUCAGCUUUUAUGUAGCUGAAAGAAAUUGCACGUUAAGGCUACACAACAGGUCCCUAAAAGCGCUCAAUCGCAUUCUAUCAAGAUGCUGAAAUAAAUAAAUCAUAUUUCUCCACUCCUGUUCCCGAGACUAAAUUAACAUUUGGUCUAUAAUUUUACUGCGAGGAACACAAUUCUGCAGGAGUUAAUAUUAUAAUAGGCUACUGUAUAUGUGAGACCUACAGUCAGUGUCCAGACUUCAGGUACUAUUCCAACUAUUAGGCUACUCCACUCUAAAAUAAUUACGGCAUCCAUACAGCAGUGCCUUUUGAUAAAUGCAAAGAGACAUCACUUACAAAACACCAAAAAGUGUUAUGAAUGACAUUUGGUGAUCAUCAUUCAUUAGGCCUACACAGGUCUUGGAACCUGAAUUGAUGCGUACACUGCUCUCCGCGCGUGUCUUGCCCACUUAUAUCUGCCUUGACAAAAUGUCUGUGUUAUUGUUGAACCACACUGCAUUUUGGAGCGUAGUACACAAGUUUUCAAGUCUAUUCGCUCAUUUUUUCAUGCGAAUGACAUGCGGUAUGAUAAAUAGUGUGAUAGCCUACAGUUUUCUUGAAAUCUAUGUUUUAAUUAUUGUGAUAGGCUCAUGUUUUACCGGUAUGGCGUACACCCACUAAUUAUUUUGCAGGUACUCCAUACCGGACCGUUCCGGCUUACUUUCACCCAUUUGUAUCUACCAUACACUUAUUCAUAUUUUAUUUACGAUCAACUUACACCAUUUUAUUCCUUAUGCCAUGGCCUACACUGAUUUAAUGUAUAUUCUCUCCACUGAGUUCAUACAUGAAACACAAUGAUAGAAUCAAUGGAUUGGUGCCAAUUUUGGCAUCAAAGACUUAUACGUUUUAAAAUAAAGGAACCAGUUCUGAUUACAUUCCUGACCUCCACAAUGAAAAAUAACAAAAGUUAAAUCAAACUCCGACCAAAAUACCUUGGCUGUCUGCAGGCCUUGGCAUCUCAUUAUCAGAUGUGGUUUGCCUGAGUAGAUCGCCUCACUGUAAACCCAGAGGUGAGAGAGGGAGCACAGAGAGGGGUAAUAGGGAGAGCUGUUUCUCCCAAGUUUGGUGUGAUGGGACUGCUGCUUUGAAAUACCUGAUUGUGUUGGCUCCUGGUCUCACAAGCACUCUCCCAGACUGUGAGUGAGUAGAACAUUCUGAAAAGAAGAGAGUGCAGAGCGAGAGGGGGGCUACAGACCCACCAUAGAAUCUCUGGUAUUAGGGGGAUGCGUUUGUGCCAAAAAGGAAAUACAAGGAAGUGGAGAAUCAGUGUUUCUCCAUGCAGGAAAAAGGAAUGUCCCAUGGCCAUUUUUCAUUUCUUCCUGUUGUUUUUUUACUCUACUCUUCAUCGUUAGGUUUUAUUACAACAGGUAGAAUGUCAUCCCUCUGUUACAAGAUGAGAAAAGAAACGGGAGAAGGAGGGAUAACAGCUCUAAUGAUUAUCAUAGUUCUGUGACUCUUUUACUACAGUUACAGUUUGUUGUAAGAUAAUUAGUAUUUUUCAGGUAGCUGAGCACGUCACAAGAUCAUUCAUCACGCAGAACUGACAGUUACAAGACAGUAACCAGAGUGUCUGCAGAUGUUAGGAUGCAGUCAAAUCCAACACAUUUACAGAGCAUUCGGAAAGUAUUCAGACCCCUUCACUGCGUUGUUUUCGCUUUAUCAUUAUGGGGUAUUGUGUGUAGAUUGAAAGAUUUAAUCAAUUUUAGAAUAAGGCUGAAACGUAACAACAUGUGGAAAUAGUGAAGUGGUCUGAAUACUUUCCGAAUGCACUGUAUAACCUUUGACCUCUGCCUCCUCAGUUGGCCCAGAAGUAUGACCCCCAGAAGGAGGAGGAGCUGAGGCUGUGGAUCCAGGACGUAACAGGCAAGAAGAUCGCUGAUCCUUUCAUGGAGAACCUGAAGGAUGGGGUCAUCUUGUGCGAGUGAGUGAGCGAUACUCUCCUCAGUACUGUGGCCGUACAGAAUGUCAUGCAGAAUGGCAGAGCAUAUUGUGUGUCAUAUGACCAUAUUAUUUUCAUUGGCUUCCAAUAUCAUUCAGCCUCAUUCAUUUCCCCACUGUUAAUGAUUACUGGGCCACUCAAAAGUUAGAACAGUAUUUUGACUGUUGUUCUGUGCUUUCUCUUUCCUUGUGUGUAGUCUUAUCAACACACUUCAGCCAGGAUCUGUGAGAAAGAUUAACACUUCCCCUCAAAACUGGCAUCAGGUAAGCUUGUUCUGAGACAGAGGAAUGUUUUUUGUAUUAUUAUAUAACAUCAUGCCCAUCAUGAUGUGCAGUAGGCUAUAGUUAUCAUAGAUACUAGGUAUUGAGCAGCAUAAGCAUGCCAAGAGUCCGUAGAUUUUUCCACUCCAUACCUUUCAGCCACUGAUCUCGCUAAAAUAUAUAGCCAGAUCGGUAGUCUUUUGCUUGGCGUAGUGUUUAUUUAUUUACAUUCCAAGCUGCAGCUGCAUUGUUAAAUGAGGCUCAUCUCAGCGUGCGUCUUCAACUCUCUUUGUAUGACACUCAAAAAGAAAACAGCACUUUUAAGGGUUUGUUGAGGCACUUCCAAAGAAUCAUCCAUGACAUACAAUGUUACUAAGAAUAAAUGCUCUCACAUGUGGUGGUCCCUUUGUCAGGAAUAAAAGAGAAAAAGAUUAUCCAACUGGUGAGUUGGUAAUGCUUUGAAGAAAACCCCAGACAGCUGAUAAUUCUGAAGUCCUGAGUCUCAAAUACAAUGACUGUUUAAAGAAACAUGACAAUAUCCAAAUAACACAGUAACUGGUGUCCUCUUUGUGUGUACUCUUGCUUUUACCUCAGUGGAUCAUUUGCUCAUGGCUAAUUCUAUUUUCUUCAUUUUCAUUGCCCAGCUGGAAAACAUUGGCAAUUUUGUCCGAGCCAUCACAGAUUAUGGGAUGAAGCCAUACGAUCUGUUUGAGGCCAACGACCUGUUUGAGAAUACCAACUACACCCAGGUCCAGAGCACGCUCAUCACCCUGGCUGGAAUUGUGAGUGGAAACCCAUAGAGUAAUCUCAGUACAUUGUACAGUACUGUAUUCAGAAAGUAUUGUCAGUGGCUUGUAAGAAACUUACUUCUACUUCACGUGAGGAUCCAUAAUCCGUUUUUCUAACCUUCCCCUCUUUCCCCAGGCCCAGUCCAAAGGUUUCCACUCCAAGUAUGAUAUGGGAGUGAAGUAUGCAACAGCACACCAGCGCCGUUUCGACCCCAGACAUGCUGAAGGAAGGGCGCAAUGUCAUCGGCCUGCAGGUCAGAGCAGUCUUUGUAACAUAUACACCUUAUACACUAAGAUAUCACUGUUAUUACAGGUGGAAUAUAUGUAGUAGUAGCAUGUUAAAACAUACAUUCAUUUGUUUUGAGUUUGGCCGAUAGGAUUGGUUUAAUGGUAUUAUAGUUCAGGCAUAACCAAUGCACUACCUUUGGCUGUCUGUCCAGAUGGGUACCAACAAACUUGCUAGCCAGAAGGGCAUGACAUCUUAUGGCACGCGGCGUCACCUGUACGACCCAAGGGGGGGAAUGGAGAACCCUCUGGACCAGUCUACCAUCAGCCUCCAGAUGGGCACCAAUAAGGGUGCCAAUCAGGUGGGGCGCCAUUUGAUUUCACAAAUAGAAUGGACUAACAUCCUGCACAUCUUGGGAGUUUUCCCUCUCUCUGCCUAUCAUGAAAGAAAUUAAUAUUAUAUAAAAUAUUACACUUUGUAGCCUAUAUCUAAUCCUCCCUGCUUUUCUUCCUCUCUCAGUCUGGCAUGACGGCCCCUGGCACCAGGAGACACAUCUAUGACAAGAGUCUGGGCUUGGAGGACUGCGACACCUCCACUGUUUCACUGCAGAUGGGCACCAACAAGAUGGCGUCCCAACAGGGCAUGACCACAUACGGCCUCCCUCGGCAGGUCUACGACAACAAGUACUGCUCCAACCCCGAUGAAUUCGUCAACAACGGGGAGAGGGCUGAGUUUGACGGUACUAUGUACUACGACUAA